Messenger RNA from Agrilus planipennis (emerald ash borer), 572 nucleotides. Its product is annotated as NADH dehydrogenase [ubiquinone] 1 beta subcomplex subunit 9-like. The record is from RefSeq and is a predicted model, not a curated record. Gene Ontology annotation, biological process: mitochondrial electron transport, NADH to ubiquinone. The coding region runs from base 102 to 536 and encodes 144 amino acids. The transcript has 3 exons. NCBI's taxonomy places the organism in Eukaryota, Metazoa, Arthropoda, Insecta, Coleoptera, Buprestidae.
UAUAAGAAAAAAAUAAAAUUAAUGACAUAACCCAGACAUAACCUAAAUAAAUAUUACUUUGUCUAAAUUUGUUUUUCAGCAGAACAGUCAUUUGUUUUAACAUGUCCCAAUUACCAGUGAUUGGUUUAAAGACUCAUACACAGCGAGUUAAGUCUUUAUACAAGCAAGCUCUGAGAUGCCUAGAAGCAUGGUAUGAUAGAAGAGAGGUCUAUCGCUAUCAUGCUGUUUUAAUGCGAGAUAGAUUUGAUAAAAAUAGGGAUAUAAAAAACCUUGCAAUGGCUGGAGAUUUGGUGGCAAAAGGUGAAGAAGAAUUGUUCCAAAAAGGUCACUGGCACCCAAGAAAAUUCCCUAACUCUCCUGGGGGUGUUGCAUAUGAAAGAGAAGUUAUCCCUCCGGAUUGGGUUGUUGAUUAUUGGCAUCCAUUAGAAAAGGCACAAUAUCCUGAUUAUUUUGCCAGGCGAGAAGAAAGAAAGAAGGAAUUUAUUAAAAAUUGGGUAAAGAAAUAUGGUCAAACAGCAAUUGACUCUUCACAUUAGAGGUUGUAUAUACAGUAUCUGUAUGCAGAUAAUUUA